CAAGGGACCUCCACAGAACCCACCAGCACCCAACUGACCUCCACAGGACCCACCAGCACCCAACUGACCUCCACAGCACCCACCAGCACCCAAGUGACCUCCACAGGACCCACCAGCACCCAACUGACCUCCACAACACCAAUGACCAGCCAAGAGACCUCCACCACUGUCUCCUCCACCCAAGAAACCUCCUCAGCCAUCUCCACCACCUCAGGACCCUCUUCCACAACCUUCUCCACUGGAAUCACCUCCACCACUGUCACCUCCAUGUUGGUACCCACGACGUCCACAGAAGAAACCCAAACCACCACCCAAGUGACCUCUACAGGAUCCACCACCCAACUGACCUCCAUGGCCAUCCCCACCACCUCUGGACUCUCCACCAUCUUCUCUACAACUGGAGCCACCUCCACCACUGUCACCUCCACUGAGGUCACCUCCAUGUCUGUAUCCACCACAUCAUCCGAAAUGACCACCACAGCACCCACCAGCACCCAGAAGACCACAGCACUGACCACCAGCACCCAGGUGAGCUCCACAGCACCCAGCACCUCAGGAGCCCCCUCCACAACCUUCACCACCACUGGAGCCACCUCCACUGUCCCCUCCACUGAGAUCACCUCCACGUUGAUAUCCACCACUGCAACAGAAGAGACCUCAACAGCACCCACCAGCACCCAACUGACCUCCACAGCACCCACCAGCACCCAAGGGACCUCCACAGAACCCACCAGCACCCAACUGACCUCCACAGAACCCACCAGCACCCAACUGACCUCCACAGCACCCACCAGCACCCAACUGACCUCCACAGAACCCACCAGCACCCAACUGACCUCCACAGAACCCACCAGCACCCAACUGACCUCCACAGAACCCACCAGCACCCAAGUGACCUCCAAAGGACCCACCAGCACCCAACUGAUCUCUAUAUCACCCACUAGCACCCAACUGACCUCCACUACAUCUACCACCCAAUUGACAUUCACAUCACCCACUAGCACCCAACUGAUCUCCACGGAUGUCUCCACCACCUCAGGACCCUCCUCCACAACCUUCUCCUCCACUGGAGCCACCACUGUCACCUCCACUGAGGUCACCUCGAUGUUGGUACCCACGACGUCCACAGAAAAGACCUCAACAGUGACUCAAACCACCAGCCAAGUGACCUCUGCAGGACCCACCAGCACCCAACUGACCUCCACAGCACCCACCAGCACCCAACUGACCUCCACAGCACCCACCAGCACCCAACUGACCUCCACAGAACCCACCAGCACCCAAGUGACCUCCACAGAACCCACCAGCACCCAAGGGAGCUCCAUAGAACCCACCACCCAACUGACCCCCACACCAACCAGCAGCACGUCAGGAUCCUCCUCCACUGGAGCCACCUCCACCACUGUCAUCUCCACUGAGGUCACCACCACCUCAGGACCCUCCUCCACAACCUUCACCACCACUGGAGCCACCUCCACCACUGUCACAUCACCUGAGGUCACAACCACAGCAGCACCCACCCCUGCCACAGAAGAGACCUCAACAGCACCCACCAGCACCCAGGAGACCACAGCAUUGACCACCAGCCAAGUGACCUCCUCAGGACCCACCAAACCCACCAGCACCCAAGGGACCUCCACAAAACCCACCAGCACCCAGGAGACCACAGCAUUGACUACCAGCCUAGUGACCUCCACAACACCAAAGACCAGCCAAGAGACCUCCACCGCUGUCUCCUCCACCCAAGAAACCUCCUCAGCCAUCUCCACCACCUCAGGACGCUCUCCCACAACCUUCUCCACUGGAAUCACCUCCACCACUGUCACCUCCAUGUUGGUACCCACGACGUCCACAGAAGAGACCCAAACCACCACCCAAGUGACCUCUACAGGAUCCACCACCCAACUGACCUCCACGGCCAUCCCCACCACCUCUGGACUCUCCACCAUCUUCUCUACAACUGGAGCCACCUCCACCACUGUCACCUCCACUGAGGUCACCUCCAUGUCUGUAUCCACCACAUCAUCCGAAAUGACCACCACAGCACCCACCAGCACCCAGAAGACCACAGCACUGACCACCAGCACCCAGGUGAGCUCCACAGCACCCAGCACCUCAGGAGCCCCCUCCACAACCUUCACCACCACUGGAUCCACCUCCACUGUCCCCUCCACUGAGAUCACCUCCACGUUGAUAUCCACCACUGCAACAGAAGAGACCUCAACAGCACCCACCAGCACCCAACUGACCUCCACAGCACCCACCAGCACCCAACUGACCUCCACAGAACCCACCAGCACCCAACUGACCUCCACAGAACCCACCAGCACCCAAGUGACCUCCAAAGGAGCCACCAGCACCCAACUGAUCUCUAUAUCACCCACUAGCACCCAACUGACCUCCACUACAUCUACCACCCAAUUGACAUUCACAUCACCCACUAGCACCCAACUGAUCUCCACGGAUGUCUCCACCACCUCAGGACCCUCCUCCACAACCUUCUCCUCCACUGGAGCCACCACUGUCACCUCCACUGAGGUCACCUCGAUGUUGGUACCCACGACGUCCACAGAAAAGACCUCAACAGUGACUCAAACCACCAGCCAAGUGACCUCUGCAGGACCCACCAGCACCCAACUGACCUCCACAGCACCCACCAGCACCCAACUGACCUCCACAGAACCCACCAGCACCCAAGUGACCUCCACAGAACCCACCAGCACCCAAGGGAGCUCCAUAGAACCCACCACCCAACUGACCCCCACACCAACCAGCAGCACGUCAGGAUCCUCCUCCACUGGAGCCACCUCCACCACUGUCAUCUCCACUGAGGUCACCACCACCUCAGGACCCUCCUCCACAACCUUCACCACCACUGGAGCCGCCUCCACCACUGUCACAUCACCUGAGGUCACAACCACAGCAGCACCCACCCCUGCCACAGAAGAGACCUCAACAGCACCCACCAGCACCCAGGAGACCACAGCAUUGACCACCAGCCAAAACCCACCAGCACCCAACUGA
This is a messenger RNA of Columba livia (rock pigeon), 3024 nucleotides long. RefSeq names its product mucin-2-like. The transcript is spliced from 3 exons. The coding region runs from base 142 to 3024 and encodes 960 amino acids. The record is from RefSeq and is a predicted model, not a curated record. Lineage: Eukaryota; Metazoa; Chordata; Aves; Columbiformes; Columbidae.